CCGAGCCUGACUACCGGCGCAUCGGUGGUGCUGAUGCUAUCCAAGCGUUCAAAUACAACGAUGGCUCCUUCAACAAUAACAACAACAGCAACAACCCUCGCGAGUACCCCACCGAGCUGUCCAGUUGGUAGAACACACUCUUGAAGUGGUGGAAGCAGCUGCUUCUGUUUCUGGGAGUGAAUAUGACGGGUAUCGUGCCGAUGUAUAUCUGUAGCAGAGGAACAGGGUUACGGCGUAGGCGAAGGGAGAUGUUGAAGAUCUGAUAAAUGGCGGAAGAGGAUGUGGUGGAAGAGAUCACUAGCUUUGGGAGAUCUCGGGGUAAACCGUGGAUGGAUAGAUGUUGGAUAAGGAAUAGAAAGGAGGUAAAGCACAAGUUAGGCAAAGACAAUCCAAUCAGGCGUCCUGCCCAAGUUCACAGUCUAGAUACACCCAGAAAUCCAGAUACCAGAACGAGAAGUAGAAACUUAAGAAAACAAAGAAAGCAAGAGCUAAGCAAAACAUGUGUACUCAAAGAGAUUCGAAGGAGGUGGACCGUAACAUUCAGGGUAGUAUUGGCGGUGCCAUGCAUCAGUCUUGGCUUGAAGUAUUCGCUUUUCCUCAGCCGUCCGCUUCUCCCGCUUGGCUCUAAACUUUUCCCACUCCUUUUGGAGUGCCGGAUUUUCUCUCCUGAUAUCGUGGAUGAUCCUCAACUCGCACUUUUCGUCAGGGAUAAGAUUCAAAAGAGCUGCGUUGACUUUUUCUUUUUCCUGAAUCUUUGUUGAAACUUGAUGUUCUCCUUCAUGAGCUUAUCCAUGUCUUUCUUCAGCUUCCGCUUCUCUGCCCC
This is a messenger RNA of Hyaloscypha bicolor E, 823 nucleotides long. RefSeq lists its product as uncharacterized. The record is from RefSeq and is a predicted model, not a curated record. The transcript has 3 exons. NCBI's taxonomy places the organism in Eukaryota, Fungi, Ascomycota, Leotiomycetes, Helotiales, Hyaloscyphaceae. Bases 267 to 761 code for a protein of 164 amino acids.